AUGAGAGUCGACGCUAUUACGCCUAUCCCGCACGUACCAAACUGGGUCAACGGAGCCCCAACCCCUCCCACCCCCAACCGGAUCACCGUCCUCAACCCCGCAACGGAAGCCCCCAUCGCGACCAUCGACGCAACACCCCCAGAGACCCUCGAAUCCAUCCUCACAGACUCAUGGCAAACCUUCCACACCGGGCCCUGGUCCCGCGCCGACGCAUCCGAGCGCUUCGCCGUGCUCUCCAAAGCCGCCACGCUCCUGCGCGCGCGCAUCCCCGAGUUCGUCGAGCUCGAGACCCGCCAGACCGGCCGGCCCAUCCGCGAGAUGCGCGCCCAGCUGGCCCGCGUCCCGGAAUGGCUCGAGUACUUUGCCUCGCUGGCGCGCGUCCACGAGGGCCGCGUCACCCCCUUCAAGGGUCCCGUGGUGAAUACGCUGACCCGGCUGCCGCUGGGCGUGGUCGCGCAGAUCACGCCGUACAAUCAUCCGCUGCUGAUCGCGACGAAGAAGAUUGCCGCCGCGCUGGCGGGCGGGAACGUGGUGAUUGUCAAGGCGUCGGAGCUGGCGCCGUUGUCGGUGCUGCGGCUCGGCGCGCUGUUCCAGGAGGCUGGCUUGCCGGACGGAGUGCUGCAGAUUGUGAGUGGGUUUGGCUACGAGACCGGCAAGGCUCUGUGUGAGAGUCCGAGGCUCUCGCAGAUUGAUCUGACGGGCGGGCUGGCGACCUACAAGGCCAUCGCGCCCGUCGCCGCGGCCAAUAUGAUCCCCAUCAUUGCCGAACUGGGGGGCAAAGCGCCCGUCUGCUUCUUCCCGAGUCUGGAUGUGCACAUGGCGGUCAAGGCUGCGCUGUUUGCCAGUUUUAUUGCCAGCGGCCAGACCUGCGUGACGGGGAGUCGGCUGCUCGUGCAUGCGGACCUGUACGAGUCGUUCAAGGAGCGGUUACAGAAACGGGUCCAAGCUCUGCGCGUCGGCGAUCCCACCGACGAGCGAACGCAGAUCGGAUCCGUCAUCUCUCGCGUCGCUGUGGAAAGAUGCGCCGGCUUUGUCGCACGGGCCGUGCAGGAGGGAGGCAAAGUGCUCUGCGGCGGCAAGCCGACCGCCAAUGCCGCCGGAAAGGGCUUCUUCUUUGAACCGACCAUCAUCGAAACCCGCGCCGACUCGGACCUGGCCUGCAAUGAGGUGUUCGGGCCGGUCAUUGCUCUGAUCAAGUGUGAGUCGGAAGAGGAGAUCAUCCGCGUUGCGAAUGGCACGUCCUUUGCGCUGGGGGCGUCGGUCUGGACCAACGACUUCAACCAGGCUCAUCGGGUGACGGCGAAGAUCGAGGCGGGCAUUGUCUGGGUCAAUGGACAUCAUUUGAACGACCCGUCCUCCCCCUGGGGUGGUUUCAAGGAGAGCGGGAUGGGCAAGGAGAAUGGUAUGGAGGCGUACGAGAGCUACACCAAGGUCAAGAGCACAGUGAUCAACUACGGGGUGCAACCGGUGUGGUUUGACGAUGAGAUUGAGAAUGCACGAUACGGCUAG
Aspergillus clavatus NRRL 1 is the source of this 1509-nucleotide messenger RNA. RefSeq names its product aldehyde dehydrogenase. NCBI's taxonomy places the organism in Eukaryota, Fungi, Ascomycota, Eurotiomycetes, Eurotiales, Aspergillaceae. The transcript is spliced from 2 exons. Bases 1 to 1509 code for a protein of 502 amino acids. The record is from RefSeq and is a predicted model, not a curated record. Gene Ontology annotation, molecular function: aldehyde dehydrogenase (NAD+) activity.